UCAGUGAGCGGCGUCAGUUACCACUUCCGGUGUUGAUGUAAGGUAGGCUACGAGCGUAAAGUACAACGGACGUAAACAAACAUUCUAAGUGUAACAACUGCAAGGGUAUUUAUUUGAUCACUAACUGCAUGUUUUAUCAACUCAAUUCACUAGAUUAUGUUUUGGCCGUGUGUAGUCUUGUAUCGAUGUUCCCCCGGGCAGGAUGUCUAUCUCGAGCAGCGUGGAGCGGUUGUCGAAGGAUGGGGAAUUCCACUUCAUCCUAUACAGGGGCUUCAUCCAGUACCACCUGUGAGCAAUAUGUGAAUGAAGUGGUGUCACAGAACUGUGUUGUGAUAUUUUCCAAGACCACAUGUCCGUACUGCAAAAUGGCGAAAAAUGUGUUCAAUGAAAUCGGGGCCACCUACAAAGUAGUUGAACUUGAUGAGCACAAUGAAGGAAGGAGACUACAAGAGGCCUUAGCUCAGAUGACCGGUGCCAGGACGGUGCCAAGAGUCUUCAUUAAUGGAAACUGCAUUGGAGGCGGCUCUGACACCAAACAGCUCCAUCAGCAGGGCAAGUUAGUGCCCCUUAUUAAACAGUGUACCCCCUGCUGUGCUGCGACCAGCUCCGAAGGAUCAGGCAGUGGACAGUUUGCAAAAUGACUAGCCGUUCUUUUGAUUUCUCUCAAUCAUUUAUUUAUUGAAUGUUUACUAGAUUUUUUGCUUCAAAUUCUAUAUGGCUUGAACACAGUUGUUCUUAUUUAUCAACGUGCACUGAAUACUUGAUGAUUUGUGUAUUGCUUGAACACAGUUGUUUUUAUUGAUAGGCUACUCGUUACCUUGUACACAUGUUCAUCCAUUAUCACAGCGUUUUUAUUAGUCAGCAUUGAAUACUCCAUCUGUAAAAGUGAUUUAAGUUAUUACUUUACAUUUCAGACUACUACCUCUAAAAUUAUACACAUGAUUUUAUAGGGCUCUUUGAAAUAAAACUUUUUUUUUUUUGACAAACGUU
Messenger RNA from Entelurus aequoreus (snake pipefish), 990 nucleotides. RefSeq names its product glutaredoxin 2 (gene glrx2). The transcript has 4 exons. Bases 129 to 641 code for a protein of 170 amino acids. The record is from RefSeq and is a predicted model, not a curated record. NCBI's taxonomy places the organism in Eukaryota, Metazoa, Chordata, Actinopteri, Syngnathiformes, Syngnathidae.